AUUCAGCAGAAAGCAAAUGUUAAUGCAGCAUUAUUUUUGGAACUAGCCUAAACAUUCCCGACGUUCCCGACAUCAAUCGUGGCCUACUAUAUGUGCAGCAAAAAUAGAACAGGAAGUAGGGCAAAGGGUCAAAGUCUGAGAGGUUGGAGAGCCCAGUGAUGGUGAAGGUAUGUUGAGUUUGAUAAGGAGUGAAGUAGAAUGGGUGUAGUGUAUGUGGUGUUUUAGGUGCUGUAAUAACAGAAAAGACAGAAAACGUAUUUGUAAACCAUAAUUAAGUUGUGUGUAUAGGAUGAUACCUAUAAUUUUAAAAGGCUUACAAUGGGCAGAAAGAAUCACGGGAAAGCACAUGGAAGAGUCAAACUUCCAGUACAAGAGACAAAUGAAGAGGAGGGUGUACCGAAAAUAUCUCCUCAAAAAAGAAGUGAAGUGAAGAAUCUAGUAGGAAAACUAUUGAAAGUUACUAGUACGAUACUGCCUACUCCGAAUGCUAGUAAAGAAUGGGAAAUUCAUUUAGAAAUAGAAAAGCUCCUAGAGAAGAUCAACAAACUAGAAUCAGAUAUGAAGAUUCCAAUUUCAGACCGAGACACUCGCAUUGAAGAAUUCAUUAACUGGAUGAAGGAGAAUGGAGCUGAAAUUGAUGGCAUAAAAAUUGCACAGUUCCCAGGCUAUGGGUAUGGCAUCAAAGCAGAAAAAAAUUUUGCACAGGGUGAUCUGUUGAUUGCAGUCCCUCGAAAGGUGAUGCUGACCACUGAGAAUGUUGGUGAUUCAUUGUUAGGUCCUCUGAUGCGUACGGAUCCAAUGCUACAGCAUAUGCCCAAUGUGGCCUUGUCUUUGCUGUUGCUAAUAGAGAAGUUCAAACCUGACUCAUUUUGGAAACCUUAUAUUGCAGUUCUCCCAGCAGAGUACACCACUGUGCUGUACUUCAAAACUAAUGAACUACAGGAGUUGAAGGGAUCUCCCUCCCUAGAACCAGCGCUGAAGCAAUGCCGCAACAUUGCCAGGCAAUAUGCGUACUUCAGUAACCUAUUUCAGCAAUCAACCGACCCCGGUAUUGCUUCACUGCGAGAAGUUUUCACAUAUGAGCAGUAUUGCUGGGCGGUGUCAACGGUGAUGACUCGGCAGAACUUUGUGCCUUCCAGUGAUGGUAAAUCCAUGCUGACUGCUCUUAUUCCUAUGUGGGACAUGUGUAAUCAUACCAAUGGCAAGUUGUCCACAGACUUCAAUGCAGUGCAGGACCGCAGUGAGUGUAUGGCCUGCCGUGACUAUCAAGCAGGAGAACAGAUUUUUAUCUUCUAUGGACCACGCACGAAUUCGGAGCUGUUUGUACACAAUGGAUUUGUGUAUCCUGACAAUGAACACGAUGGCCUGCGCCUGAAACUGGGUGUCAGUCGAGAAGAUCCUCUGCAACCAGAACGUUCCAAGCUACUGUGCCGACUUGGCAUUCCAGCUGCUGGAGACUUUUUGCUGAGGAAAGGGCCAGAUCCGGUUGAUGGAAGGCUGCUAGCGUUCCUCAGGGUCUUUAAUAUGGGAUCAGAGCACCUGAAGCAUUGGCUGUCCAGUGAUCGCAGCUGUGACCUUGUAUACCCUGACUGUGCACUUGAGACAGAAGUGGAAUCCAAGAUGUGGAAGUUCCUCCUCACUAGGAUUAAUCUCCUGCAGCGUGCCUACCCCACUACAUUGGAAGAAGACUGCAAAAAGCUGAAGAAUCCUCUACUGACGCCCUGUUCUCUCCUAGCUGUUCAGUUGCGGAUAUCAGAAAAGCUGUUGCUUGAUGCUGCAGAGGAGUAUGUGAAACAGCGAAUUAAGACCUGAAGAGACAAGCACAUCUUGGAUAAUCAGCCCUGUAUGUGGUUUAGCCACACAAAAUGCAUGGGAUCAACAGACAUUUUGCCAACAGCUUGGUGAUGAGUCAUGUUGACACAAGCAGGUUUGUGUCAAUGUGAACAGUUGUACAUAAUGAUUAUGAGUAAUUCUUGUUAAGUGUGAAAUUGUGAGGUUAAGUAAACGAAAGAGAAUAUGUAUAUAACACUUCGCUUUUUGUUGCAUAUCGUAGCAGACUUGCAGUAAUAUUUUCAGAUGUGAAAUGAAUGUUUGUAAAUAAAGAAAUGUUAUAUGCCUCAAAAAUAAAACUGAAAAUUAUGAUGAGGAUUUGUCAGAAUUAUAUAAUAAUGUUGUUUGGUGUGUAUUUUCUUUAAUACAAAAGACUGAUAUUUUAUGUAGAAGAACGUAACAUUUACAGAAAAUUUUCAAUCACAUCCAUAUUAAAAUCUUCCACAAGUUAAAAGAACCUGCACUCCCAGUUAUUUUCAGUGAACAGCAAUUAGAAUUUCCAUUUUUCUCAUUAGAUGUUUCAUAUUUUAUAGCCCUUCAGCUUUAAUGCAUUUACAUAUUUCCACAACAGCAGUCUGCCUAUUCUCACUCAUACUAUAAUAAAGUGUUCAUAGUCAUGUAACUAUAAAUGCUGUGACCUAGGAGCUUUGAUGCUGUCUAAGUGCAAUGUUGUUCACUGUUCUUUCUUCAUAUUCCUUUAAUGGAUACUGAAUGUUUGGCCUAACUGGCCAUCUUCAGGUGUACAUGUUAUAAUUGUGCUGCUCACUGAAAUGCAGUUUUCUUUCCUCCCAUUCUAGUUUCCUCUGGUUACUUUGGUUAUGUAUGUUACCAUCAGUUUUAUUUAGGUGUUCUUGGGUUGCACAUGGUUGUCUUGAAAUCCCUUGCUGAGGUGAGAGUUCUGUUGUGUGUUAGUCGGCCAUCAUAGCCAUUUGUUUGACUAUGAUGGCCGACCAACACCAUAACAACUUGUACACCUGAAGAUGGCCAGCUAGGCCAAAACAUGUAGUGUCAAAUAAAGGAAUAUGAAGAAAGAACAGUGAACGACGUUGCACAUAGACGGCACAAAAGUUCCUAAGUGAGAUCUAUACAGUGCAACAGGAUGCUGAAAUAUAACAUUAUAGAUGCUGUAUUUUAUUUAAUAUUUAAAUGUAAUGGUGGUGCUUCAUCUGAAAUUUGAGCUGCAGAUAAGAUAAAACUGAAUGCUUGUGAAUGUUAUAAUUGUAUUUGGCAAAGUGUCUGUACAUUGUACAGAAGUGUUGUGCAUAUUAUCUUCUUCCACAUCAGAGCAGGAGAAGAAAUCACAGACAUGCUUCAUAUGCGAUAUGACUUGAUUGAUAUUUCUGCAUUGCCAUAUUUGUUCAUGUAAUAUUAUUUUUUAAAUUAAUUUUGGGAACAUAAAGAACAUGCAGUUUAGAAUAAGAGACAUUCAUAAUCCCAGUUGUGGUAUAUUUCUAUGAUUGCAUCAUGUUGUAUACUUUUAAAUGUGUUCAUAUGUAUUUUGUUCUGUGUUUGGAUAUCAUAAAGCCAUACAAAUGAUUAUGGUAUUGCUUACGUAGGUUGUGGAAUGAUGAUACAAGAUAUGGCUGUUUAGGUUGUGAUGCCUUGUAGUUUUGUAGAUAGGUGCAAACUUUUCAGAGGAAUCUGCAGCCUCAAUUUUAAGGGUGGUAGGGGGAACUCUACCAAACUACACAGUGUCAUAUCCCAGAAAACCAUAAUCCUGAUACCCCCCAUAAUAAUAAUAAUAUCAUAUCACACAUAAUGAUGAUACAAAUGAAUAUUGAAUUGGCGAGCACUUGAAGAUCCUCACAUUUGUCUGGAAAGAUAACAUAAAAUGUGGCUUAUGUGUUAUUUGACAAUUGUAUGCACUUCACAGGUUAUAUACCAUGAAUAAGAUCAGAGGACUUGUAAGUACAGUGAACCAAAAAAGGGGUAAGGAUGUAACUGUCAAGGCCUAUUUAUGGGACUGAGGAAUGUUAAUUAAAUAUCUCAGUCAGGUUGCUGAUUCUGGAGCCAAGAUCCAGAUUAGCUUUAUGCUGAAUACAUUACCUGUUCAGUGAUUUAGAUCAUUCAUUUUGUGCACAUGCUCUAGCUUCAAAAGCUGGCAAGGGGGUUGGGUUCAUUUACACACAGAACAUAUCACUUUCUUUACAGGAAUGUGGACAGAAAACUUGUGUAUGAAUACAGAUGCAGGCAAGUGAAGGAUAGUGAAGCCUGCACAGUGAGGAGUUUCAUAAUUUGUACUGUUCACCAUUUAUUAUUAGGUUGAUAAAGUGAAGGAGGAUGAGAUGAACAGAUCUGUAGCAUGCAUAAGAUAAAUGAGAAAUUGUACAAAAUUUUUGUCAGAAAAUGCUGAAGGGAAGAGACCACUUGGGAGACCUAGGCAUAGAUUGGAGGAUAAUAUUAAGAUGGACAAGUUAAUUAUGUAUCAGAUUCUCUGGAAGGAUUCAGCACAUGGUAAUUUUGUGAAAGUGUAAGAAUAUGGUGGGAAAUAAUUCUUUUCGUAGAUUUUGUGAAAGAAAAAUUGUUACAUGAACAGAUAUGGUACUUAAUUCUAGUUUACUGUGGUACUUUCCUUGUGCAUGUAAUUAAUAAUGAUUGCUACUGGUGAUUCAUGUUUAAGAUGAAAAGGAAUGAUGCUUGUUGCAUAUAGGAGAUACAUCUUUAACUAAUUGCACUGUAUUGUUAGUAGCUGUGGCUCCAUACACAGUUCCACCCUUAAUGUGACAGUCAGGAGUGCUUUCUUUGUGAUUAAUUUGUCUAACUAGGUCUUCGUUUAAUUUUUGUGUAUUUUCUUUGCAUUUUAAAAGUAACUUCGCCGACAAGCGGCAGUUGCUCAGUCGGUAUAGUUUGCUUGUGCAAUAGAACCAAAGGGUUUUACUUUGCAUUUUAUAACAGCAGAAUAUUCAAUUUCCAAAAAGUGGAACAUUUUAAAGUUGUGUGUCAUAAAUUAAUGAGCUCUUAUAAGGUGAACUAAACAGCCAAUAUUGAAUUCUCAGUGAUGGCAUUUCGUCUUUUCUCCAACCACCCAAGUGCUUUUUCCAUGGAAAUUUUAAGUUAUACCCACACUGUACAGCAGUUUUUAGGUCUGAAUUUAAAAUGUUAUUUUAAUUCUUAAUGAAUGCUUUGGCGGCAAGAUACUUUUGUAGGCUGGGGCAACUUUAUAUUACCGUUUGUUACAUGAAAACAACGAAACUACAAGACAGAUUCUGUAUAUAUAUAGGCAACCUCUUGAGAAUUCUUACCUCCCUCCAUUUCAGAACUUCUUUACUCUUUGUUUCAUAUCAGUAUUUUAUAUAAGCAUCAGUACACUGGCCCUAAUAUUUCUUUCUUGCAGUCUCAGUUGGCCCCAUGUAUUGUUUGUGAUACUGUAUUUAAGGAGCAGUAUUCAUUAUGCAUCUUAACCCUGAAAUGAAAGCUCAUAUUCUGUAAACUGUAAGUGUUUUUGAUGGAUUUUCAGUGUGAAGUAUGAACAUGAGUCCGCUUAUCUCACUGGAAUGUAUAUUUGCAUUGUUUUAUGUUUGGAAAUUAGAAGAAAAUGCUGAUUACUUUUCUUUUAGGACUGACAAUGGUGAAAACUUGCUUUUCUCCAUCUGUUUUGUAAUAAAUAAUACUAUAUUGUACACAAGCCAUUUUAUGCUUAAUAUCAAUGAAUACAUCUAGGAAAGACUGAUGGAUGGUCCUACAUCUUGAUUUAUGUUAUCAGAAUUUGGUGUCGGAAGUGCAAUUUGGUACCUCAGUGUUCCAAAUUUCAAACAUUUGUAUAUAUCAUGCUUUCCUGUGCAAAAUUCUUUCACAUAGCAAAGUUAU
Cryptotermes secundus is the source of this 5637-nucleotide messenger RNA. RefSeq names its product actin-histidine N-methyltransferase (gene Setd3). NCBI's taxonomy places the organism in Eukaryota, Metazoa, Arthropoda, Insecta, Blattodea, Kalotermitidae. The transcript has 10 exons. Gene Ontology annotation, biological process: peptidyl-lysine trimethylation; positive regulation of transcription by RNA polymerase II; peptidyl-lysine dimethylation. Gene Ontology annotation, molecular function: transcription coactivator activity; histone H3K4 methyltransferase activity; protein-L-histidine N-tele-methyltransferase activity. The record is from RefSeq and is a predicted model, not a curated record. Bases 319 to 1812 code for a protein of 497 amino acids.